AUGUUCAUGUUCAGUAUUUUUUCGCAGUUUCUCUUCUGCAAUUUUAUUUUUAUGGUCCAGUGCAGGAUUACGUUCAGAACGCCUUGCAAGUACAAUAAUUGGUUGUCCACUCUGCAACAUUUGCCAGAGGGAAUUCCGUGCCCUGUCUUCUUGUGAGUAGGCUGUGUUUCUUCAGUUACGCAGCGUCCUUUGCGGAUAAGGAGGAUUGCCUAUGUUGAAAAUUGUUUGUACCGACGGUGUUAUUAGCUAACCGUACGGCUCAGGAUGGUUUCUCAUUUGCUGCCAGUGCCUGGGCGACUAGUUUGACAGUGAACCGCGCUGCACAAACGCGCGUCCGCUAGCAGAAUCGGACGUACUGACGGACGUCUGUCCGAGUCGUGGUGCUCGGUCGAGGGGACGAGUUUGCACGAGAAUGCCCGGCUUAGUAGCGAAGCGCUGGUGCAGGCUACUGGUUAUUUUGGGUCUGGUUAUCCUAUCGCUGCUGCUGAUAAAUAGCCAGCUGCAAGUUUCAGAAGCCAACGGUGCUCGCUCCGUAGAUAGAUCGCUGGAAUACCGACUGUCUAACGGGGCCAACUUAGCGGUCAAGAGCGAGCUGGAUGACAAAGGGGCACAUUUCGAGAAGCAGCCUGGUGACUCUGACAGUUUGCAUGGAUUGCCACCUGAGAAACUUGAGAGUCGCCAGUACAAGGAAUCUGAUCAGCAUGCAGUCCAGCACAAUCCCGAUAUAGUUGUGGAGAGUAAGAACCCUCCGCGACCACCGCCGCCAGGCCCACACUUGCCGCCCGGAGCUCUGUUUGUAGUGGUCCUGAUCCUGUCGGAGACGCCUGAUGCACCACAUCGCAGGGCAGUGCGCAACUCCUGGGCUCGGAAACUCACCGAUUACCAGGUUGAUCGCGACGGCCUCGUGGCGGCGGCAAACAGAGAAGGCGAAGCUUUUACCACGGAGACUCUGUAUCGCCAUUUCUUCAUUGUGGGUCGUCUUGCAGGCAUUCUGGAUUAUGUUCGUGCCGAGAUGGAGAAAGAGAGAGAUGUCGUUAUGGUCAAUGAGAAUGACUAUGCGUCAACAUCUGCUAAGCUCUACUCUGCACUGAUGUGGGCCAAAAUGAAUCUGGAGUUUGAAUAUGUUUUGAAAACUCAGGACAAGGUCUUCCUAAAUGUCCCAGGAAUGAUCCAGUGGGUUGCUGCACAGCCUAGGAAGCGACUAUAUGCUGGUAACAUGGUGCACCUUGCGCGCAUCAUGAAGAAAAAAAGAUCACCGUGGUACAUGGCAGACAAGUUUUACCAGGGCAAGUUCUAUCCAGAUUACUUGCAGAGUUUUGCUUUCAUCAUGUCUCACGAUACCGUAGAACUGCUGCUAAAUGCAUGGAGAGGGUCGCUGACAGCGGAGAUUGGCCUUCUCCAUAUUGAUGACUUGGACGUGGGUAUUGCAAUGAAGAACUACUCAAUAUCGCCAGUUCACUGUCCACAUUUCUAUAAAGGAUUCAGUACACAGCUCUGCAAGAACCCACAGGUGCUGGCAGUUGGGGAAGUCCCCAGAGACAAGCUCCAGGUUCUUGGGGAGAAUAGCUUGCGAGGUCGACCGUCUUGCUAGGUGCUGUUUUGCCGAUGCUAGCUCGUGAAUGAAUUUUGGGUUAUUUAAUUGUGCCUUCUGCUAUGUGUUCUUUCCUCGUCACCAACUCAUACUGUGUGCUGCCAAGCUGUCCUUGAGCUCCCUAUGACAUGCUUGCUGAUCAUCGUUCAUUUUAUCAUCGUGUCUUGAUGCUGCUAUAUUAUUAUAACAUGAUGCUGGUUGUCCACUUUGCUUGGUGUUGUGUCACAAGUUGAAGAUUUAGUUUAUCAGCCCGUGUCGAAGCUUGCACAGCUUACAGUGUUACCAUCACGGAUCAGUGCUGCUGCAAAAGCUGUAGUUUGAAUGGUAUGAAUUGUACAAGUAGUAUUAUAAAAACGACAGGCCAUACAGAAAUAAAACUGGAAUGGAUCCGGCAAUCGUGAUACCUAUUUCUAUCAUCUGUAUUGUUUUCAAGAAGAUGUUUGUUUUCGAUUCGUUUAUAAUAGUCUUACUGUUGAUUGUUUUGUUUUUUCAAUACAGUAUUCUAAUUGGCACUUUCCGAUACUGACCUCGAACUUGCUUUUUCAUACCACAGAGUAGCUACUAAGCAAGGUACAAUGAUUGAGGCUGAAUAAAAUUAUUGUUUUAUCAUUGA
Sycon ciliatum is the source of this 2204-nucleotide messenger RNA. RefSeq names its product beta-1,3-galactosyltransferase 4-like. The coding region runs from base 413 to 1591 and encodes 392 amino acids. Gene Ontology annotation, molecular function: hexosyltransferase activity. Lineage: Eukaryota; Metazoa; Porifera; Calcarea; Leucosolenida; Sycettidae. Gene Ontology annotation, cellular component: Golgi membrane. The record is from RefSeq and is a predicted model, not a curated record. The transcript has a single exon.